Haliotis rufescens (red abalone) is the source of this 3673-nucleotide messenger RNA. Its product is annotated as glutamate--cysteine ligase regulatory subunit-like. Gene Ontology annotation, cellular component: glutamate-cysteine ligase complex. The transcript has 8 exons. Gene Ontology annotation, molecular function: glutamate-cysteine ligase catalytic subunit binding; enzyme regulator activity. The record is from RefSeq and is a predicted model, not a curated record. NCBI's taxonomy places the organism in Eukaryota, Metazoa, Mollusca, Gastropoda, Lepetellida, Haliotidae. Gene Ontology annotation, biological process: glutathione biosynthetic process. The coding region runs from base 16 to 945 and encodes 309 amino acids.
GAACAUCGACAGCAGAUGUUCCGAUUGCGCUUGGUGAUCCUCCUUCCUCCGGACGAGUCCAAAUCCUCACGGGGACAAUACAGACCGCCACUUGAGGAAGGCAACAGAACCCAAACAGUGAGAAGCAUGGCGGAUGAUAUUCCUGUGUUUCCCAAAGCGGGCACCUUGCAAGUUCACAGUGGUAAUAUUGUUAAUUGGAACAGACUAAAGAGGAAGCCGAAUCAGACAUCGACGGAGGAGCUUAAGGAAUGCAUUGAAGCAGCCUUGAAUAAAUUUCUGUCUACGGCUGAUAAAACUGAACUACAGUACACCAACGAUCUGCUGUGUGUCAACUGCGAAUUGAAGGAACAGCUCGGCUAUGAAGAGAGAGAAGACCUCAAGAUCACUGGGAAGCUGUUUUUAUCGACUGAGCAGUCGCCGCAAGUUAUCAGAGAAACAGUUGAUAAGUUAUUCCGGGAGCUGCAGACGGUGACAUACUUGGAGACGUUGAUGUUGGCACUGCCGGAGCUGGAUGAGGAGAUUACAGUGGAGCAGAUCAAGCCCUACUGGGAGGUGAUGGAGGAACUGGUGGAAGCAGAGACAGUUCUCUCCCUUGGCAUAUGUGACCUUGACAAGGCACGACUGGAAGAAUUAUAUAACUGGGCCAAGGUGAAGCCAUGUGUGAACCAGGUGAAUCUGGCGUCAUGCUGUGUGAUGCCCGCUGAUCUGACAGAGUACGCGAAACAGAAUGAUAUCCAACUCCUCACACACAGCGACGAAACAGAGAUCAUGCCGGUGAAGACACUACAAGACUCCAUUAAGGUGUGCGCGACAGAGAAAGACAGCGAACAUUGGGAGCCUGCAUGGACACUGCGAUACUCUGUCCUUGUCAAGUGUCGAGGAAUCGUCAAAACAAAGGGCUACAUUUUCAAGGCAAACCGAAUCGUGAAGAAGAAAUCGCCAUAAGAUCUGUGUCAGCUAGGGACCUUAUUUAUGAUUUGUACUGGAUGUCUUAGUGAUUUAUGUGGGCUGAAACAAGAAUAAGAAAUAUAUAUUAAGCACACUUUGCUUUUCAUGUACAUGGAAAUUUUUAGUAACUAUAUUUGUCAUAUAAUCAUGAUAUAAGCAGGGUUAGAUACGACCACUCGUCCAUUAGUCAGAGACUUGGGUAAAACUAGAGGAACUAGUUGUAUUCUUACAAAAUCUAGUUUGUUUACAUAAUCCGCUCAGGUAGGCACUACUUUCAGUGUUCACAAUCAUAGCAUCGUCCUUGUCUAUUGGCAAUCGAGUCAGAAUUGACCAUCGUGGAUCUGGACAAACUCCCAGUUAUCAUCAUCAAUAAUAGUCUUAACAUGCCAAACAUCAGACCUUUCACAUGUUAAGGCAUUUUGAGAGAUACAAAUUACGAACCAGCUUAACAGGACAUCGGCAGGAUCAGUUUCCAAACCUGCACCUCUGCUAGUUGGGGUCUGUUGCUGAAAUUUAAACAGUUUCGUUUGGCAGAAACAUGUUCGCAAUAUUACCUUGUUUCAUUUUGCUGCUCUCUGGAUAUCUUACUGCAUUUCAUGACAUUAUGACCAACAGGGCAGAAACUUGAUGUCUCAUAGACUAGAGUAGCUUACCUUUGAUAAAGGGCAAGUACUCUUAACGGACGGACCAAUGGAUUGCCACAAAAUUAUUUGUAGACAACUGUCUCUUUUGGACAUACUGUAGUUAUGCCACUGCCAGUAAAGUUAGUUGUAACUAUAUUACCUCUUGUCACUGUCUCACUGACUAAUCACUGACCUUGUCAUGUCAUAUAUGAAUGCGCACAUUCCAGAAAACCUUGCUAUGUUCAGGUACCUAUGUGAGAGAUGAGUGGUUAUUCCUAAUCCAGGAUAUUUACAUCCAAAACACACUCGCAUUAUAACCCUAUGAGUUAAAUAAUAUUUGUGUAAUUUUCAUAAUGGCAAGUGAGGGAAUUUUCAUCUUUUAUGGGUCAGGAAAUAUUAGCAUGUACAUAGGGGGUUGCCAGAGAAGUGACAUGCAUUUGGGAGGGUAAUAGUUUUUUUUAUACAUUAAUAAUCACACUUAAUCUCAAGGAUCAAGGGAUCUCAAGGUCCAUGUGAGCUUAGGGCAUUGUGUGGCAUCUGUCUGUUGUCUCUAAACAUUGUUUCGAACUUGCUGAAGCUUGUGAGCCGGAAACAGUGAUAGGAUAUCUAGGACCAUAGGAGCUUUACAGAAAUAAAAUAUAGAUGUAGAUAUAUGUUUAAGAUUGACCAACUAAUCUUCUUAGAAAAUGUUUAAGAUCAUCUUCUCAGGAUAGAGAUUUAUCAAGGUUUUUAAACUAAGCGCUUUUGGAAGACAAAUUGAGAAAAGUUGUUCCUUUGUUCAAAAUUGGGAUUUUAAGAAAAAUAAUUUGUGUUUAUGUAUUGCAAUACAGACCAAAAUACAUUUCAUCUACACUGCGAUGUUAUCUUCAAUUAUUUUAAUCAUGUCGGACAUUAGUAUCAUUGUUCCUAUUAAGGAAGGAAAGGGCCAGGUAACAUUGAUACCUGAAGAUUUAAGGGUUUAAACAUUUUUUUCAUAUAAAAUGUAUCAUAUGUUAUCUUCGUUUCACUUCCUUAUUCUUUUGAAUCUGUCGCCUCAAAUGAGUACUAGACAUGGGAUGGUGGGAAGUCCCAUCAUGUCUUUUAAAACAUUCUCAGUUAGCAUGUGAUGUUGUAUAUCAACCCAAAUUAUUUUCUUGUUUAUUGAACUUAAACAUGGCAAAAUUAAAAUAAGAUAAUUUGUGAUGGUUGAGGAUGUUUUUUUAUUUUAAUAAAUAAAUAAUAUCGAGAAGAUUAGAUAUAACCUGAAACCAACCAAGACUACCUUUUUAUUAGCUCACCUGGCUGAUAGUCAAGUGAGCUCAUGUCGUGGCAUGUUGUCCGUCAUAAACUUUUGCAAUUUCGACAUCUACUCUGACUUCAAGGCCUAUGGAGCUGAAACUAUGUAUGAAUGAUCUCCACUAUGGGUUCUCUGAAAAGUGCUCUUAGAAUUUGGCAGCCAUAUUGAAAAUGUCAUUUUGGGCCUGGCCUGCCACCUCAUAGAUUUUUGUACAAAGGCUAGGUGGAAGCACCAUACAAUUGUAUGUCAGGUGAGCUACUCAGCUUUGUGGCUCUAUUCAUUUGUUAUUUUGGGCAACUUGACAAAGUAAAAUAUGUUUGUCCUGCCAAAAUAAAAGAAGCAUGUAAGCUCAUGACCUUUGUUUUGUAUGUCAGAAUUUUCUCAGAAUAAUAAGACUUUUUAAACCAUUUUCAUGGACUUAAUGCAUUGAAAUGUGUCACAUGGCCAUGUGCUUUGCUAUUUAUUGGGCCACCCUUAAUAAGCUCUACCCACUGUGAUUGAUGCGGCCAAUUCGAUUUUUUAUGUUAUAACUACAGAAAAUUUAUUGACUGAUGUCUAUCCAUGUAUGGUGAUUAGUGUUUCAUUGUACAUUGAAUCACUAGUUUGUGAAACAUAUUGUCUCAGAAUUGAAGACACACAAGUGGAGAAAAUAUUAGAAUUGUGUGCCUAUUUAUUGAUGGUGAUGUCAAUCUUCACUGCUUCUGAUUUAGCAAUGGAUGCUUAUGUAUAAAGGAAUAUACUAAUCUUUUUAAAGUAGCUUUGUCAUAUUAAAACGUGUACAAGUAUUCCUGUGUUUAUCAUGUGGAGUAAAGAAAAUCCAGACCAA